This is a messenger RNA of Argentina anserina (silverweed cinquefoil), 1170 nucleotides long. RefSeq names its product remorin. NCBI's taxonomy places the organism in Eukaryota, Viridiplantae, Streptophyta, Magnoliopsida, Rosales, Rosaceae. The transcript is spliced from 5 exons. The record is from RefSeq and is a predicted model, not a curated record. The coding region runs from base 154 to 1008 and encodes 284 amino acids.
GGAUUAUUGGUAGGGUGAGAUUUUCAGGUGUAGAUCAGGUGAAAACAGGAGUCCAGCAGCGUCAUUGAUCGACGAAUACCACCACAGAAAACUCAAUCUUUCAAAGAGAAGAAGAAAACGAAGAACUGGUUCCAGAGGCAGUUUUCUGGCGAAAUGAGUGAAGAUUAUGAUUCUAUCGUUGAAAUAGAGCAUGCAACAGCGGUGGCAGCUGCCGCAUUUGCAGUUAAAUCAAUUGAAGAAUCUGCAAUCUCUGAUAUGAAAAGGGCAGACAAUGAAACUGGUGACAAAUUGGUAAAAAUCAAGAGCAAAAAGGAAGAUACAACAGUUUCAAAGCCAGAAGCAGGAAGAAUUUCCAAACUAUUCUCAGGUGCAGGUUUAACAAAAAGUACACAAGAAGACCAAGAUAGUAGGGUGCCAGUAAGUACUUCGACAUAUGACAAGAUCCCGCAAAAGACCAUCCUUCCUGCUCCCUCUAUUAGACAAACUCCUACGUCUGAUGCCAUCCUUCCUGCCCCGUCAAUGAAGAAAACUUCAACAUUUCCUGAUAAGCCAAUUAACGGCGGCGGUAUAAAAGCCGGAACUUCAGCACCAAAACUAGAUUUGCCCACCACCACGAAACCUGCUGCACCUUCAAAUGAAAUCAAAUGGCAGAGUGCAGCAAGAUCUGGAGUGGUAAAGACAAAAGCAGAUGAAUGGGAGGAGGCUGAGAUGGCUAAACUCAACAAAAGGUAUGAGCAGCAAACCUCUACGAUACUUGACUGGGAAAACAAGAAGAAGAGGAAAAGCAAACUUCGACUGGAAAAAAGAGAGAGAGAAAUAGAGAAAAGAAGAUUGAAAGCGCUUGGAAAGUACAACAAUGAGAUGGAAUUUAUUACAAACAUUGCAGAAGGAGCAAGGGCACAGGCAGAGGAGAAGCAUAGGAAUAAAGUACUCAAGGUGAAAGAGAAGACAAAUACACUUAGAAGAACAGGGGAAGAAGCUCCUUCAACAGGUUGCUGCUGCUGCUAAGGGGAAGUACGAUGAAUCAUAAAUACUUGAAGACUGAAGAAUGUAAAUAUCUCUUUUAAGAAACAUGUAUCCACCCAAAGAAAACGAUGGAAGAAAUUCCAAAGUGUGAUUGUUCAUACCAUUUCAUAAGAAUCAAAUAAAAAAAUAAGUAGAUGGACUACA